This is a messenger RNA of Durusdinium trenchii, 1266 nucleotides long. The record is from the annotation of a GenBank genome assembly. NCBI's taxonomy places the organism in Eukaryota, Dinophyceae, Suessiales, Symbiodiniaceae.
AUCUCCUUGCCAGCUUUCCCAUGACGUCCAUCCAGCAUGUCAGCAAAGCUGCCAAUGCGAAGCCCCAGGUGCGUCAGCGAAACGCCAGCCCCGGAGCGAAGCAGAAGUCAGAUAGGGAUCAGGCGCACCAACCGGAAGCAACGCCUUCACGGAAAGCAGCGAAUGAAGCCAAGGUGUUUGCUAGCCACGAAUGGAUGGAAAUGCUUGGGUGGAUAUUCCUCUUGGUGGCAACCCAACUGGUCAUGAUCAUAUACACGAAGAGGUGUACCAAUCAAGCACCUCUUCCCCUGCUCCUUUGCUUCGCACAAUUUGCAAUCUCCGCAAUUUUAUCUGGUAUUGCUUGUUCUUUUCGCAAAGGUUGCCUUUGGGCUCCAAAGGCAGUGCUGCUAGAUGUUUUGCCUUUGAGUGUCGUGUGGACUGGUGGCUUCAUUUUGUUCAAUGCAGCUGCUCUUCACAUGAGCCCAGGCAUGGUGAACGUCAUCCGUUGCAUGGAGCCGGUCGCAACGGUUUCUGUGGGAUUUCUGUUGGGCCAUCGAUUUCGAUGGCAAGUUCUUGCAACUUUGUUGCCCAUUUGCGGAGGAGUUGCAAUGGCAUCUUCCAGUGGCGGCAGCAUCUCAUCAGCUGGAGUCUGCUUUGCAAUGCUCUCCAACUUAGCCUUUUGCUGCAGGACUUUCUGCUUGCAGCGGCUUCAGAGAAACAAACUGAACCAGCUUGAUGAUUUGGCGGUGUUUUUCAACGUCAGCGGGUUGUCGACUUUCCUGAUGCCUGGCCUGGAGCUCGCAGUGGAAGCUUCCGAGGUGUUGCCAGCCGUGCAAAGUCUUAUGUCACGUGGACGGCUUUGGAGCUUUGGAUCGGACAUGUUGGCGAGCAGCAUCGCCUUCUUCUUUUAUCAGUUCAUCCAACUCUUGGUGAUGUCCAAGCUGAGUCCUUUGGCCUUCUCGGUUCUGACACCGAUUGUGAAGGCCUUGAUGAUUGUCACUCUGACUCUGUGUUAUGGGGACAACAUCAGCGCCUUUAGCGCAUCAGGGAUCGCUUUAUCUGUUGGGGGUGGCUAUCUCUUUACACGAGCAAAGUCGGUGACAGAAGUUGCAAAGAAAGCGGCAUAGGCCGUCGAAUCGAAGAGUUGGGGACGACUGAGCCAAAGCUGCCUGAGUCGGGCCGACUCGGCGUUUGCAAAGACCAAACGUCUCCCAGAGCGCCAAAGCAGGAAAUAGAGUUGCCAAGGGCAGCUGUUUUUCAUUUUGUCAUGCACUACUUAGCCCAGAC